Molecule: messenger RNA, 2586 nt
Organism: Neltuma alba
Lineage: Eukaryota; Viridiplantae; Streptophyta; Magnoliopsida; Fabales; Fabaceae
Product: nitrate regulatory gene2 protein
Exons: 4
Coding region: 129-2390 (753 amino acids)
Source: RefSeq, a predicted model, not a curated record
UUCUUGUCCGCCUCUGACUUUACAGUUUGCAAGUUGCGACCUUUCUCUCUCUUUCUUCUCCAAAAUUCCAUAAUCCCUCUCCGAGGCUUCAUGAUUAGUGAGCAAAGCUUGAUAUUCAGCACAGUGAGAUGGGUUGUACACAGUCGAAGAUCGAGAACGAAGAGGCAGUGGCUCGUUGCAAAGAACGCAAGCACUUCAUGAAACAGGCUGUCUCAGCUCGUAACGCCUUCGCGGCUGCGCACACCUCCUACGCCACCUACCUUAAGAACACUGGUGCAGCUUUGAGUGACUUCAUCCACGGGGAGGUUCAAAAUCCUCAACCUGCUUCUGGUUCAGCCGAUCUCCCCAGUAAUGCUCCGAUCACGGCGCCGAUACCGCCGUUCGAGAUCCCUCUGCCGCCUCCUCCUCUACCCAAUUUCCCCCCUUCUCCUCUUCAGCGCGCUGCAACUAUGCCUGAGAUCAUGAUGACCAAGCCGGAGGCGAGCCCGGUGGGGACCAUCAUCGAGGAGGAGGAGGAGGCGAACGAGAUGGAGAAGGAAGGAUCUUUGAAUGGUGGUUUGAAAAGAAGAGGAAGUAGCAGAAGAAGAAGUGGUAGUGGGCAUGGUAGAAUUGGGACUAAGGAGAUGAUGGAAGAGGCAGAUCGGCCUCCUAUGCCACCUCCAUCUGCAAAACCAGAGCCUCAGGUGGAGACCCAUCAUCAUACGAUGAUCGAUCAGCCUCCACAGAAUUCCCCCUGGGAAUAUUUCUUCUUUCCUUCAAUGGAAAAUGUGCCUGGGACGAGCUUGAGAGGGGAAGACGAAGAUGGUUUAAGUAAGGAGGAUAAUGAGAAGACGACAUUUGAUGAAAAGCCUAAUAGGCUGGAAGAAGAUGUUGAACAGAGUAUUGGCAAUGAGAAGGAUGAGAUGCCCGAGCCUGAAGCAGAACCUGAACGUAAGCCAGAGAAAGUGGUGGAGCCACCUCAGCCGCCCGUAGCUUUGGCGGCACCGGUGGGAAAAGGCUUGAACAAGGGGAAGCAAGGGCAGGGUUCAAUGGAGGGGAAGAGGAUUGUAAAUUUCAAUCUGGUGCACAUAUUUACUGAACUUGAUGACGAUUUUCUAAAGGCUUCGGAAAGUGCUCAUGAGGUUUCGAAGAUGCUUGAGGCAACACGGCUGCACUAUCACUCGAAUUUUGCUGAUAAUAGAGGACAUAUUGAUCACUCUGCAAGGGUGAUGAAAGUUAUUACAUGGAAUCGGUCCUUUAAAGGAAUGCCGCCUAAUAUUCUUGAUGACGGGCCGGAUGAUUUUGACUAUGAUGAGAAUGAAACUCAUGCCACUAUCUUGGACAAAUUGCUAGCAUGGGAAAAGAAACUAUACGAUGAAGUUAAGGCAGGUGAACUUAUGAAAUUUGAUUACCAAAGAAAGGUUGCCUCACUUAACAAGCUAAAGAAAAGGGGAAUCAACACUGAAGCACUGGAGAAAGCAAAAGCAUCUGUCAGCCAUUUGCAUACAAGAUAUAUUGUAGAUAUGCAGUCCUUGGAUUCGACAGUCUCGGAAAUUAACAGUUUACGUGAUGACCAGUUAUACCCAAGGCUUGUUAAUCUUGUUGAUGGGAUGGCCAGUAUGUGGAAAACCAUGCACGAUCGCCAUGAGAAGCAGUCUAAAAUCGUGAUGUUAUUGAAAGCUCUGGAUUCCGAGUCACCUAGUGAAACAAGUGAGCAGCAUCAUGACCGAACAUACCAGCUAUUGGCUGUUGCGAAAGGGUGGUGCUCACAGUUUGAGAAGUUGGUAACCCAUCAAAAGGGGUACAUAAAGGCCCUAAACAAUUGGUUAAAACUAAAUCUUAUACCUAUUGAAAGCAAUUUGAAGGAGAAGGUUUCGUCACCUCCAAGAGUUAGAAAUCCCCCUAUACAAAGGCUCAUUUAUGCCUGGCAAGACCAUCUGGAGAGGCUUCCCGAAGAGAUUGCCAGAACAGCUAUAUCCAAUUUUGCUGACAUGGUAGAAUCAAUUUUUGAGCUUCAACGAGAGGAGAUGGUUUUGAAAAGAAAGUGUGAAGAAUCACGGAAGGAGCUUGCUCGCAAAACCAAGCAAUAUGAAGAUUGGUAUCACAAGUACCUUCAAAGGAAAAUACCGGAUGAGCCUGAUCCAGACAGGCGAGAAUCUGCCAAUGCUAUUGAUGAGAUUGUUGUAGAGAAGCAAUUCUUGGUUGAACAAGUGAAUAAGAGGUUGGAAGAUGAGGAAGAUGCCUAUGCAAGGUGCUGCAUUCAGGUGAGGCAAAAAUCUCUAGGGAGUCUCAAAAAUCGCUUGCCGGAGCUCUUUAGGGCCAUGUCAGAUUUUGCUCUUGAAUGUUCCCGAAUGUACAGCGAUUUGAGGUCUACAUCGCAGAACCUAAACUCAGGCCAAACCUUAUCAUGAGCCAUGUGCUUGUGUAUUUUGUAUUUAUUUUAUUUAAUUUUCCUCUGCAGAGUAUAAUAUUUUUUUGGGUUGUGUUGUAUAAUACUUCCUUUGUAUUUUCCUGAUUGAUGAGGCAAGAAAAUUCUACUGUUAAAUAAACUCAGUCGAAUAGCCUAUGCAAAUUGACAGAACAUACUUAUAUUUUUCGGCAUCUUCA